This is a messenger RNA of Nelumbo nucifera (sacred lotus), 856 nucleotides long. NCBI's taxonomy places the organism in Eukaryota, Viridiplantae, Streptophyta, Magnoliopsida, Proteales, Nelumbonaceae. The record is from RefSeq and is a predicted model, not a curated record.
CCAAAACGAAAUGCUUCUGUUUUGAUGCUAAUUGCAGAGAGAUGGGUUCAAAGGGACUGUCGUUCCUCAAGAUUACUUGGGUCUUAACAAUUUUGCUUCUAUGCUUUCCAGCACCUUCAAUGGCUAAAACCCAGUUCACUGGUUGUUCAUUCCAAGACAUUGACCUUCAGCCCUGCUUCAAUUUUGGCAAAAUCCCCACGGGUUCUUGCUGUAAAGCUGUUAAUCAAGUGGUUAAAGCCGGAUACAAAUGCCUGUGUUCGAUGAUAUCUUCCACUAAUCCUCUCUUCAGUGCUCCAAUUUCAUUCCUAGUUUCCAACUGUCACAUAUUUGUACCUCCCUUGGCACAAUGUCGAGUUCCAACGCCGGCAGUUGUUCCGCCGGACACUAGCAAGGAGCCAAUGCAUCCUCUUCUUCCGCCUCCUCCUCUUCCAAAAUUUGUUCCCCCUCCAAUGCCCCCCGACGGUGUGCGAGCUUCCUCAAACUUGACUCGGGGAGGGAACAUUACAUCAGCCAGGAAAGAAGAGAACUUGAGCAAGAAAACCGGUUCAAAUGGCAACAUUAGCAAGAUGAGUGAUGAUAUUUCAAUUUCAUACGUAGGAGAUAACAUUAACGGUUGGUUGUAUGGGAGAUUGCUGUUGAUUAUAACCCUUCAUGCACUCUUCCUUUGAAGUUGUCUUCUUUCUCCUUUCUUCAUAUAUUUGUCAUGUAAUAUGUAAUCAAGUGGCUCUUGGAUACAUAGAAAUGAAUAUGACACCAAAACUUGUAUAGUGCGAGACAACAUCUGCUUCUCACACCCACCUCAUAGCACAUUGCAGCCAGUACAUCGAAACAUCUCUCAUAGCUUGUACGUUGUCAU